ACAUUUAUAUUGUUAAUGUACAUUUCAUUGUUUUUUGUAAUGUCGGCUGAGCUUUAAUAUAUGUCUUAGUUGAAGUGUACAAAGACAGAGAAGACCAAAGUCCAAAGUCUGGCCAGACAAUAUAAACCCCUUUUUCCCAAUGAAUCUUUAUUCUCUUGUCUCCGGUAUUUGGCGCAGCUAGAAGUGUGAAAUGGCUCAACAUGAAUACAAAAAACUUGGCGACAAAUUCUUCACGUACAAAGGAAUGGUGUUUCCAAUAAAUGUUGUUACCACAGAUUUUAUUGACAGCUUGAAAGAUUUCAAAAUAAGGGAUGAUGAUCUCUUUCUCGUUACUUUCCCAAAAUCCGGUACGGUAUGGACCCAACGCAUAAUUACUUUACUAUUUGAGGAAGAUUUUCCAGACAAAGCAAAUGAAACCACAUUCGAGCAGAUGCCCUGGCUGGAGUUUCGGGAAAAAGACAAAGAUUACGACUCCCGUUCGUCUCCAAGACUCUUCGCUUCUCAUUUACAAGAGCACAUGGUGCCUAAUGAGUUGCAAGAGAAAGGAAAAAUCAUCUACGUCAUGAGGAACCCAAAAGAUGUCAUGGUGUCUUAUUUCCAUUUUGCACAAAAGAUAAAGAACCUGGAACCUUUGGAGAGCUACGAUGACCUGCUGGAUAAGUUUUUCACAGGCUGGAUGAUCGGUGGAUGUUGGUUUGACCACAUCAGAGGAUGGAUCUCAAAUAAAGACAAAUACAACAUCUUGUUCUUGACUUAUGAAGAGAUGAUCAAGGACCUCAGAUCUGCCGUGGUAAAAAUCUGUAAGUUUGUGGGGAAGAAUCUGUCAGACACAGCGAUUGAUAAAGUGGUGGAAAGAACAACGUUUAACAACAUGCAGAAAGACCCCAAAGCCAACUACGAAUUCAUGCCAAAGAAUGUUACAGACCAACCAAAAGGACUCUUUGUGCGGAAAGGAACAGUUGGGGACUGGAAGAACUCAUUAACCGUGGCUCAAAGUGAACGCUUCGACCAGGUUUACCAUGACAGAAUGAAAGACCUUCCUCUUGACUUUAAAUGGGACCUGCAUGAAUGAAAUUAUGCCAUGAAAUGUUAAAAAUCUAAACAAAAAACAAAACAUUUGUUCAAUAGUGUAUAGUAAUGUAACCAUGGUAAACAGUAUGUAUAGUACGGAAAACAUUGAAAUUUACUAAAUAAAAUUUUUAGACUUUUAUUUUGGAAAACUGAAUUGUAUUUCUAAAAUGAACAAAGCCAUUCACUUCUUAUUUUAUUCACAUACAU
Paramisgurnus dabryanus is the source of this 1278-nucleotide messenger RNA. RefSeq names its product amine sulfotransferase-like. Gene Ontology annotation, molecular function: sulfotransferase activity. Lineage: Eukaryota; Metazoa; Chordata; Actinopteri; Cypriniformes; Cobitidae. The record is from RefSeq and is a predicted model, not a curated record.